AAUAGUUGCUUUUCAUGGAUUACUCUAGAAGAGAAGACGUGAGAAAUAUUUUACAUCAUAGAAUAUGAGCACAGCGUGGUUUGUAGGAGAGUAACUGAGCCCUUUUAUUUUACCAAGUACACUUUAAAAGUUCAUUUUCUUUUUUUUUUGGUCUUAGAAUGAAAAAAUAGUUGUCUUCUGCGUUUUUGCCUGAGUAAAAUUAGGGAGUUUUUUAUUUGCCAUCACUUAGAAGAAAUAUUUACACUCUUUUAUUGACUGAUGUGUCAUCAUUCUGGUGCUCGUAAUUUUGACACUGACCGAGGGGAAGUGGAAGUACCUCAGAAUAGGUGUUGUUUUUCAUCUUCUGAGUAGAAGUCAACAUGUUGAAAAUGAAGAGACGGAUGUGAUGAACAGCUUUUAAACUGGUUAACAUGCUUGCUUAGUGAAGAAAAUAUUCCGAACAAUCUGAAACUAUUCCAUUUGCAAGGAACGAGGCUGUAUUAACUAGCUGAGGGUUUGGUUUGUGUUGUUACACUAGAGAAUGUAGGCGAGGUUCUGCAGCCCUGGUUUUCUUCAGUGCGCGCAGGGGCUGGUGUGUGAGGAGUCUGCAUGGUAACCAGCAGUGGGUUCAAGGUGGUAGUCUCGGCACCACAGCAAGCUGAAGUGAAUGCUGAAUAGAUGGUGCACGUUACCUGAUACGUGGUUAAAUGGCAUCUUUUUUUUUUUUUCCCUAGUUUAGUAGCAUGCUGAGUAAAAAUGGCACCAUGCUUGGCAGUUGUGGUGAAAGUUUGAGUCAGGGAAGGAUUUAAACUCUGGGUGUUUUGUCCCUGCAAAUAAUGUAGAAUCAGUCUUAAUGCUGCUGUGAUCUUCUUCAUGUGACUUUUUUUCCACUGUAACUACUGAAGUCAUUGCUUUGUUUAAAACAUUGAUUUCCAAGAGCUCCUGCUGAGUCUCAGAUUCAUGCUGCCAAUCAGGAACUGUUACUGUGUAGUUGCAUGGAAGUUGUGAGUUUACAUAUAAAUGCACUUACUUACCAAGCUUUAGUGUUGUCCUUACCACAUUUUUGAGAAUUACUGCUCUAAGCGUUGCCUUUCAGUAGUAGCCACUAUUGGGUUUUUAGAAGACCCGAAAAUAAUAUUUUACUGCUUCAGAUGUGAAAUUUUGUAUGAAGUUUGUAAUGAAAUCAUAAAGGACCACUUAAGAGGUUACUUGGUCCAGUUCUCUGCUGUAAGCAGAGCUAGCUUUGAAGUCAGAUUCGUGUGACUUGAAAUAUAGGCAAAGACGAUCAUUCCACAGGUGGUGUGCUUGAACCUUCUCGUUCAUGAACUUUUUUUCUCAUUUCCAGUUGAGCUUUCCAUGUUGCAGGCAUUGGCUCUUGCCAAAGGUAACUGGAAGACUGCAGUUAGAGCAUGCUUUAGCUUCCUGAUAUCCAGACUAAGGAAACAUGCUCCCCUCAAACUUCCCUAGUGCUGUGCUCUAGGUGCUUCCCAGUGUUGUUUGCACGCUGCUGGGCUGCUGAGUUUGUCUUAGAGUGAGAGUUCAAAACUGAACACAGUAUUUCAGGUUAGGCCUCACAAGUGCUCUGAUUGCUUUGUGGCAAGUCAAAACCAGGCCAAGAAGCUCAUUCAAACUGAAACAGAUCAUUUUAUCAGAUCAAUUUUAUGUGCUAGUUCAAAGCCUGAAGCUGAUGUGGGGAAGGUGCACAGGAGGGCUCAGUGUUGGUCUGUUCUGCAGUUAGCUUGGACUAUUGGAAGGAGGAUGGAGGUUUUCAGGCCGCUGGGUUACAGUGCCUCAAAGGAUUGGCCUGCGUGGCUGGUAGUUCCUUGCCACCAUAAUGGUUUUUGCUCUCUCUUAUAAUCUGUUUGGGAGUGUGCAAUAAGGAGCAGCCUGGUUAUUUUCUAGCAAUUAGUAGAGAUGUACCUACAAAUAGGCAAGUUGCCUUCUCCAGGCACCAUGAGGCAUGUUUCAGGGAGUAUCAAUUGGGUAGUGACUCAGGUAGGAUUUGCACCUGGUAAAUCAGUUGGAUGCACUGGCAGGGCUCAGUUUGGAAAACUGAGUGUUUACAUUAGAAUACACUGUUGAACUGUACUGAUGAUAAUGAUCUGUGUUAGGGUACCGUCUGGCAGCUGCCCAUGAGGCUGUGCUGACGUUUUCCCCUGCUGUCUCUCUCACUGGGGCACCCUGCUAGGCCCUGCCAAACCUCAUGCCCCUGCCCGUGGCAUAAGGCCCCAGCCAGCUGACCCAAAGCUAGAAAUGAUCCUGUGCCAAUGGUCUCCACACGUUGUCAAUCACUCCCAGUAUAUGUAUGUUUAUUUAUAAAUUAGAUGCUUAGACUGCUGAGGUUCUGAUGUUUUCCUCUAAUGUGUCCCUUGGGUUACACACAUGGAGCUUGGCAGGCUGUGCAGCUCUCAACCUUUAGUUCUCACUCACUCUGUUAUAUUUUCAUGCUGUCUUGGUAGUGUGGGUUGUACACAUUUCAUACAUCAGUAAUUUUGUCCACUGUGUUAACAAAUACUGAUGAGCACUAGUUACACACUGAAUUUGUGUAUCUUGAGUAUAAAAAGACAGAAAGGAUAGUUGGAAAGAAAAAACAAUAAGCUUUUUCUACUGUUUACGCUGUAAAAAGCACAUCAAGGAAAUUUCACUGGGUAGGCUGUUAACACUUUUACAUGAUGAUUUUUGUCAAGAUCACGUGUUGCUCAAGUGGCCCUCUUCUAAAUAAAGACCAAAGGGAUGGCUGUACAAUACUUUACUUUGAUUGUGCACCUUUUGUGUUGCUGUCCUGAAAUUAGCAGGACACAAAUUGUCAUUGAAAAUUGGCAUCAGUUAAAAAGAAUUAAAUAUACAGUUAUGUGGUUUAGGUAGACCUUGGGUACACAGCGUGAAAUGCAAACAGAAUUUAUUCUAAAUAGGUGGUGAGCUCGUGUGGCUUGGUUAUGAAUUUGACUUGUCCCUCACAGACCACGUACCUGUGAGUGAAGUUCCAUCUGCAUGUUGGUCCUGUGGUAUUUCACAGACACGCUGCCAUCCUGCAUCACAUCAAUGUGGUGUUACACAGCCCUUGCUGGGGGGAUGUUGAGAUGAUAGUGAUGGUUUUUUUUUUGGUUUAUUUGUGGUUUUCAAGGUGUUGAGAGUGCAGCAGCCUCUUCAACUGAAUGCUGCUGUAAGAAAUCUUCUGAGUGAUGGCAAGAAUUUUGUUAGAACGUGAUAGGUGUGCUUCUGGGAGGACUGGUUGUUAAUCAUGGAGUUUACAAAAAUGUAUCUGUUUUCUUCAUUUUUGUCUUUAUUGUUUUGUAGACUGGUAGGAGCUUGCAGUAAGUUGGGUAGAUUUUUCUUGUGUAUUGAGUGAGGAAAAACAGCAGUACAUUUUUCUGAUCAGGUGAGCUAUAUGCUUAGCAGUAGGGCUGAAGGGUAGAAAGUAUGUAUUACUGUUAAGAUUUUUUUCUCCUUGUCAUUUUCUUGUAUAUUUUUUCCUCCUGCAAUUUUUAUAAAUGUGAGUUUUCCAGAGUUUGGUGACCUUAGCAAAUACAUCUCAUUUGUGUUAGUAGUUAUAAUACCCAUUGGAAUAGCAGUUCAACAAAGUUCUGUGUGAUUGCUUGGGCUUCCCACAAUGAUAAGCCUUUACUGUAUGUUCGCAGAGAAUGUUUGGUUUGGUGAAGUGAAGGAGUUUUGCUGAUUUCAAGUAGCAGUGUUAGUGUUACCAUAGUGAUAUGGAAUGGGAUUUUUAAAAGUAGGCGUGCAGUGUGAAAAAAAAUCCUGUUUUUAUUUUUUAUUUUUUUCUCCUUCUCCCUUCGUUCAGCUAGGAUUCUUUGGAACCUGCUUUUGAGAGCUGUACGUGCUGCAUAAGGAAAUAGCUUCCUGUAAGAAGUGUUAACAGUGCCAUUAAAGCAAAAUGCUAAUCACUUACUGAUUUGUUCUUACUAAUGCACAUCUGCAUUUAAAUUUGGCCACAUUAUAAAAUGUCUUGUAAUUUGCUUAGCAUUCAGUUGCAAGACCAGUGUUUAUGCUGCUGUUUUGCAGCAGCCAGCAGAUGUGACACUGAAUCAUGGGUGAGAGUAUUUUCCUUAAAAUGCAGAGUCAGCUCUUGAAUGCUGAUUUUUCUCUAAUGUUUCAAGUAGUUGGCUGUGGGCACGGUCUGCUUUCCUGUUCUGUUGGAGCAGAGAUAGUGAGGCAUCCUUGCCAUGAUCGAUCCUCUGCUGCAUGCUGUCAGUCAAUAAGCAUGGGGCUGCAUGAUGUAAGGGCUGGGGUAUUUUCUGUUAGUAUGAGCUAGAAGCUAGCUUCAAAAUCACUGAGGUGUAGAAAGAAAUAACAGAAUUGGGGCAGUUGAGGUGGAAAGGACCUCUGGAAAUGCCUUGUCCAAUGCCCUGCUGGCAGGAGUGCCAGCCAAGGCAGGCUGCACAGGGCUGCAUCAGCAGGGUUGUAUUUGUUCUGAGGCAAAUACUCCACAGCCUCACUGGGCAGCCUGCACCACUGUUUGACAACCUCACAAGAAAAUAACUUUUUUCUUAAGUUUAAACAGAAACAUGUUGUAUCCCUUGCCUCUUUUACUGGAUACCACUGACAGAAAUUUGGCUGUCUUCCUUAUGUCCUUCCGUCAGGCAUUUCUACCCAUUGCUAAGAUCGCCCCCGAGCCUUCUGUUCUUCUGAUGGAACAGUCCUAUUGCUUUCAGCCUCCUGUGAGACAGGUCCCUUCAUUUCAAUCACUGUGAACAGUCAUGAGAGCCCACAGAAUGAUGUGUGUAGAGCUGAUGGGGGGGAGUAAAUUUCUGUUUCGACAUAAGAGAUUGGCUUCAAUUUAUUUUAAUCUAACUAGAAUUAUAAAUUUCAGUGUUAAAUAUGGUGGCAGAAUUUUAAGGGGAGCUGAGAAAAACACAGGCAUGGCAGGAAUCGGUUUGAUUUGAUUAUAUGAUAUUGUGUGGAUGAUGUUGGAUAACGGAAUGGAUGCCGAGAUGUGAAGAGUUAUAGGAGAUGCUAUCAUCAGUUGAUUAGCUGGGAUCUCUGCAGGGAGUAAGGGAAGAUAAAGAGAUUGUGGGAGUUACCGACAGGAAGAAGAGAAGAUGUUACAGUCUUUGAUGAGAUUUGGAGAGUCACGGUAAAUGGGAGAGCCAGGGUCGUGCAGAUGGAAGCUUCAAAGGAGCAGCAAUCAGGAAAAAAUGAGGGAGUGUAUUUGUUACAGGUAGUACUAAUCUGAGUAAUCAGCGAGUACAAGAGUUGGUGACUGGGAUGCUGUCAGAGUAAAAAUGCUCUGUGCCCAGUGGAUGCCUAUGUUCAGUUUGCAAAUGAAUUGCCCACCUGUUUUUAAAGGGAUUCUCAGAACUCUGUACUAUUAAUUGCAAGUUCAUUUGUCAUGGAUGAUGAUGAUGAUGAAUCCUGUCUCCUUGAUCUUAUUGGGGACCCGCAGGCACUGAAUUAUUUUCUGCAUGGACCUAGUAAUAAAUCUAGCAACGAAGACUUGACAAAUGCAGAAUAUUCUGUAGCCAACUCAAAUUCCAUUUUCGCCAACUCCAAUAACACUGAUCCUAAGUCGUCUGUAAAAGGUGUAAGCAAUCAGCUUGGAGAGGGGCCUAGUGAUGGACUGCAGCUGUCCAGUAGCCUUCAAUUUCUUGAAGAUGAACUUGUGUCUUCUCCUUUACCUGAUCUUAGUGAGGAUCAACCUUUUGAUAUUCUUCAGAAGUCCUUGCAGGAGGCCAAUAUUACUGAACAGACUUUGGCAGAAGAGGCAUAUUUGGAUGCCAGUGUAGGUUCUAGUCAACAGUUUGCACAAGCUCAGCUUCAUCCUUCUUCAUCAGCAUCCUUUACUCAGGCUUCUAAUGUUUCUAAUUACUCAGGUCAGACGUUGCAACCUGUAGGAGUUACUCAAGUGGUACAGCAACCUGUUGGAGCAUCUUUUGCAAGCAAUACAGUCGGCGUGCAACAUGGCUUUAUGCAACAUGUCGGAAUUAGUGUUCCCAGCCAGCAUUUGUCUAAUAGCAACCAGAUUAGUGGUUCAGGGCAGAUACAGCUGAUUGGUUCAUUUAGUAAUCAGCCUUCCAUGAUGACCAUUAAUAACCUCGAUGGAUCUCAGAUAAUACUGAAGGGUAAUGGUCAGCAGACGCCUGCAAACAUGAGCAGUAGCCUCUUGGUUCAUAGACAAACUCCAAAUGGUAACUCACUGUUUGGGAACUCAAAUACAAGUCCUGUAGCACAACCUGUAACAGUUCCGUUUAACAGCACAAAUUUUCAGACAUCUGUACCUGUCCAUAAUAUCAUAAUUCAAAGGGGUUUAGCGCCAAACUCUAACAAAGUACCCAUUAAUAUCCAACCAAAGCCUGUCCAGAUGGGUCAGCAGUCUGCUUACAAUGUGAACAACUUGGGAAUACAGCAACAUCACGUACAGCAAGGGAUUCCGUUUGCUUCUGCAAGCUCACCUCAGAGUUCAGUAGUUGGUCCUCAUAUGUCUGUUAACAUCGUUAAUCAACAAAAUACAAGAAAAUCAGUUACACCUCAGACAGUUAGUAAUGCUGGAGGUAGUAUUGUUAUCCAUUCUCCUAUGGGACAGCCUCACGCACCUCAAAAUCAGUUUCUCAUACCUACAAGUUUGGCUGUUAAUUCAAACUCAGUUCAUCAUGUCCAGGCCAUAAAUGGACAGCUUCUUCAGACGCAGCCUUCCCAGUUGGUUCCUAGCCAAGUGUCUGCCGAGCAUGUAAUGCUCAACAGGAACUCUACAAACAUGCUGAGAGCCAACCAGUCGUAUUCUGGACAGAUGCUGAAUAAUCAGAACACAGCUGUUCAACUUGUUUCUGGCCAGACCUUCACAGCUCCUGGAAACCAAGUUAUAGUAAAUCAUGGAACUUCACAAAUUGUUGGUGGACAGGUGCCACUGCAGCAGGCAUCACCGACAGUGUUGCAUUUGUCACCCAGUCAAGCUAAUGCUUCUCAAGGUAGAUCGAGUUUUACGACAAUGUCACCUGGGCAGUCUGCAGUCUCAAAUAUGUCAGCUUCUAAUCGAUUCACUGUUGUAAGUUCUUCUGGUUCGGUACAUCCUAGCUUGGGACCUUCUGUUCAGUCUGUUGCAUCUGGAGGAAACUUUACUGGAGAUCAACUCGCACAGAGCAGGACUCAAGUUCCUGUCAGUUCAUCACAUCGUCUUCCAGCAUCCUCUUCCAAAUCCAUCAGCACCUUUAGUCACACAUCAGUUGGAGUAACACAGCAACAGUUCGCCUUCAGUCAGAAGAAAGGUAUGAACCAGACAUCACCAGUUUCUGCGUCAAAGGCUCAAGAUAAUUUGAGACAACAUCAGCUGUCAAGUCUUCUGAGCAACACCCUAUCAGGGCAGGACUCUGGAGGAAAAAUUGUACAGCAAUCUCUUGGAACAUCACAAGAAAAAGGAGUAGGAUCAUCUUCAGUUCAGUGUAUACAGGUGGAUGGUCAUUUAGUUGGACAGAAACGACCUGCUGCUAAACAGUUAACUAAAGGAGCUUUUAUGCUACAGCAGUUACAGAAGGAUCAGAUGCAAGCUGUGACACCAGAUAAAAGUCAGUUCAGAUCAUUAAAUGAUGCGUUUCAGAGGCUCCUUUCAUAUCAUGUGUGUCAGGGGUCGCUGCCGACUGAGGAAGACUUAAAAAAAGUGGACAGUGAAUUUGAAUCUGUAGCUACACAGCUAUUGAAGAGGACACAAGCUAUGCUGAACAAAUACAGAUGUUUACUUAUAGAAGAUGCAAUGCGGAUAAAUCCAUCUGCAGAAAUGGUUAUGAUUGAUAGGAUGUUUAACCAGGAAGAAAGAGCAUCUCUGACCCGGGAGAAGCGCCUUGCACUAGUGGAUCCUGAUGGUUAUCAGGCUGAUUUUUGUUGUUCUGCCAAACAAUUUGAUAAAACAGCUGAUGAAGCACAGACCAGCAAAAGUGACCAUCAGUCUAGCAAAGCAUUACCUUCUCGAAGUCAGACUACCAAAACCCAAACCAGAGACCGACCAAAAUUCAGCUCAGCAGAGUCCACAAAUCACAGUAAACUUCCUCUAGUGCCUAACAACGUUUUGACAUCACAAGAAGGAACUACUAAAAAAUCGGAAAGCCUCAUUAAAGCUUUAAAGUUUGAGAAAGCUAAUUGUUCUUCUGGGAGCCAAUACAAGGCCCUUCCUGAAGAAAAGAUGGCUGGUAAAGUUCUUACCAAGUCAGCUGAGAAUUCUUUGAGUUCUGAAGACUUGUCAAAAACUGUAUCAAGAGGCGGUCAUGGAACACACAAUAAAAUACCAAGGAAUACAGUCCAAUCUUUCUCGAAGGUAACAUGUAAUAAUUCCUUCAAAGACAAAACUCUGAGGAGCCCUCCAAAGAAUGAGGUUUUACAUCCUGAUAACAUGAAAGGCUCCAGUGAACCCCAGCAAGACUUACUGCUGAGUAAGAGUUUAGAAACGACAUUUAAGAAUAUCUUGGAACUUAAAAAAACUGGGAGACCGACACAAAAUGAGGCAUCGAGUAGUGGCUCUGUUGACUUAGAAUUUCCUAAUUUUUCACCUCUUGCUUCACAGGAAAACUGCUUGGAAAAAUUUAUUCCAGACCACAGUGAAGGUGUAGAAACUGACUCUAUUUUAGAAGCAGCUGUAAAUAGUAUCUUAGAGUGUUAAUAGUUACAAUACCCUGGAAAAGUUAUGUUUCUCUUAGCAGAAGCAAAUGUGAAUGACACCACAAGUACAGCCUGACAUACAUUUAAGGUUAACCUUUCUAAACUAGAUUCUGUUCUGUGUUUGAGAGCAAUACUCAUUGUGGUUACAGUGAGAUAGCCAAGUAAAGUUAAUCCUUGUUAGAAUGCAGUCUGUUAGGGCCUUACUAUUUCAAGUAUUAUUAUGAUAGUGCUUUUGAUAAUUGUGCAGUCCUGCAGCAUAACAAGGUUGCAGGCCGUUAGGCCCUAUGUAAUAUGGUAAUAUACUGACAAUCACAGUCAUUUGAAAGGAUAUAUUUAUUAAGAAAACGUUUUUUAAAAAGCGAUGGAAGCAACAAUUCUCCCCUACCCUUUUCCCCAAAUCCACAAAAGAUUUUUAAGUUGUUCUGGAAAACCCACUGUACCUCUAUUCAGAAGUGAUGAUUUGCUUUGUAAUGGAAUCUGUGUUCUAGGAGUCUUAAGUUGGAAGGAUGUCAUCACUGUGUUAACAAGGUUUCAUAAGUUGAACUUAAAGUGCUUUUCUAUUGCUUUUUGAGCAGAAACUAGUCCUUGAUAUAUUUGUAGUGGGUAAGUUUAGUCUGUGAGAUGAUAUUAUAUGGUCUUAGUCACAGUGGCAUGAUAUGAAGUAAUAAAUGCUUGACUAAGGAAGGUAGAUUGGAAGCCAGUAAAUGGCUUCUUGUGUACAGGUCGAGGCCAUGAUAGAGCCAUGAAUUUAUAUAUAUAUUACAUAUAUAUUAACUCUUCUUCAAGAGCUAUUGCGUUUUAUAAUUGGAUGUAGUCAGCCUUGAGUCUUUCUGAAGUGGUAUAAUUUUUUUAUUUUUUUCUUUGAUUUUAAUUUUUUUUUAUUUUUAGACCGAGUGUCAAAAGCACUUUUAUUUGAAAGCUGUUAAGAUAUUUGUAGCUUAUAUUUUAAGAGGACAUUAGCCUUACUCAGAAAAAAAAUUAAGGCCAGUGUUUAUUUUUGAUUUUUUUUUUUUAAUUUUGCUAUCAGAGAAUGUUGAAGCAUCCACUGUAGCAGUCAUAAUUAUCAAGAUAUGUACAGACCAAAGUUGAUCAGCAGUCCCAUUGUUAAAACAUAUCUAAAAGUGUGUAAUUAUUAAUUCAUAUUGUAGAGCCAAGUGAAACUAUUGCACGGUUUGCAUUUGGCUUGCUGUCAUGUUGGUAAGAUAGAAUCUUAUUAUUUUAUUUAUUUAUUUUAAUCUAUGAUGUCUCUUUUUUUUUUUUUUUUUUUUUUUUUUUUCUGCCCAUGCUGCUUUUUCAUAGUUUACCUUGGUCAUGAGUGCUUUUGUGCACAUAAAUACGCUGGCAUUAGUCUCGUGCAGGUAGUACAUAUGUCUGCUCAGGAGGAUACAGCUUUUGUGAUUUCUAAGAUAUGCUUAUGUUCUCCCCAGACCUCCCCUCCAGUUUCUUAGAAAUUACCAAUCAUAUUCCAGACUUAAUGAUUACAGUCUUCAUAACCUUGAGGCUCAUUGUGACAAACUGUGGUUGUCAGUUAGAUUGCCAGGAAGGAAGACAAAAGGUAGUUUUGUUGUCAUGCAAUUCAGUCCAUCUGAAUAGCGUAGAGGAAAGCAGAAUUAUGUCCUUGUGACAGUGAAAGAUUACAGUGCAACUCAGUAUUGAGCUACAAUCCACUGUCUGACCGCUAAAGGAAACCAAAUCUCGAAAGCAACAUGAGAAAGAUGAACUUGUUUAAAAUUCAUUUUCCCUUUGAAGUGGAUGGAAAUGCUGUUGUUUUUUUUUUUUUUUAAUGUUCCUAGUUGCCAUUUUAAAGAAUUGUGCCAAUUUUAAAGUACAUGUUUGUUAAACCCAACAUUCCCGAGUGUUGUAUAAAAUAUUCAAAGUAAUAACGAGCAUUGCCAGUUUUAAAUUCUUAGCUAAGUGUCCAUAGAAUAGACUCUCAGGCAGUGAUUUGUUCUAUUACGGGUGAAACUGACAGUAUGGUCUUCACCUGUUGCCUUUUUAGAUUUAAUAAUACUCAUGGCUGUGUAUUCUGAAGCGUAUGUACUUGAUGAUGUUGGAAAUUCAGCUGUUCUAAACGAUUUGAGAAGAAAGCCAGUAAGUGACGCAGCUGUGUGCUAACUAGUUAAUUCUUUUAUAGAGGGGAAGAAAAGUUGCACAUUUGUUGAUACGUUUGCUUUUUGUGCCACCUCAAAAUGGAUACAGCGUCUGUACAGCAAAUACGCAACUGGUGUAUAUCAGGCUGUGUGUCUUCUAUUGGAUCUUAUUUUGGGGUGGGGGGCAAUGACAUUAAAAAUGACAAAUUGCAAAAAGUAAUGAUUGUUGAUCUGGUCAGACACAUUUCCCUGAACUACUUAUGAGAGGAGCCCAUUGAACGAAUUCAAGGUAAAUGUUAGAUUGAUCAUGUUCUGUUGUUCACUCCUUUGAAUUCAGUUCUAAAGGAAUUCUGGUACGUUAUGAAGCAGGAAAUGAAAGAAUUGUACUUUUUUUUUUUUUUAUUUAAGAAGUCUAGAUUAAUCAUAUGGACUCGAAUCCAGCAAAGUAUUGUGAAUGUGCAUGACUUUAAACAUGUUUUCAUUAUUUUGCUGGAUCAACAUUGUGUUCUCAAUGUUAUUUAAUACUGCCUAAUAUUAAAACAAAUUUUAAACUGGCAAUUAAGAAAAAGAUGUUCAUUUUGAAGAUUUUAGUAUAAUUUAUCUGUUAGAUUAGGGAGGCCUUACAGACUGACUUCACUUAAAGAGGAUGUGUCACUUAUUGUCAGUGUGGUAUGGACUUUAUUUGCUUAAAUACCUUCAUUUGUAAAGUAUGUCUCACUUGAAAUUGCUUUGUAUACAUUUUGUAAAAAUAUUUAUAAAAUGUUUUGUAAAAAAAAAAAAAAAAAGUAUAACAAAUUGCAGUUUAUUUUGUUAUGUUGGAUAAAUACUGUUAAAAGACACAAGUCAGUAAAUAUAUUGUUAAUCCAUGGAUAGGAAAUGUUUAGUUGGAGAUUACAAAUUGAAACAACCAUUGCAAUACAGCCAAAGAUUUGGGAAAAAUGCGUAUCUGUGAUUGUCUUGAUUUAACUAAGUUGAAUAUUUACAUUUCCAAAAGAGGGUUGCUCUCAGUUUUUAGUAAUGUUGUUGCAAAAUAUUCCUACUUCCGUGCUUUUAAAAAUUUCUAUAUUAUAUAAUACUAUAUAGGCCAACUCUUCAUACUCUAUGCAACUUUUGAACAUACGUUACUGAGGCUUGGUUCUUCUGGCAUAGCAUACAGCAUUACAUACAGUAAUACUCAUACCAGAAUAACAGGAUUGACAGUGAUCCUGCUAUGUUGUUAUAAAUCUUACCAUGAUGAGGUUGCUGAGAGACGCUCUCCUUCUCCUGUCUGUUGUCACAAAAUAGAGGUAUCAUCUUCCUGAUACCUCGGGGAGAUACUAGAAAAAGAGUUUGUGUUUGUCAACCAGCCAUCUCAUCCAUGUUGGCAGUAUUUCCCACUUCUUUAUUUUGGCUGUGAGAAGAAGAUACUUUAAUUGCUGAUGAUGUAAUGCUUCUUCCUACUUCUAGAGGGGUAAUGACUUCUUACUGUGAUUGAAUUUUUCAGAAAAUGUGCUGAGAUUCUGAUCUAGUAAAGCUCUUAUGCUUGGAACUUCAACACUUUAUAUUUGGAGGCUAUGAAAAUGAAGGAUUGGUGAAGUACACCACCUCUCAUCGUGGAUUAGGGCCUGCCAGUUGCAAGGUAGAAGUCUUUAUGGUUAGUAUUCAGUUAUUUUGUCAACAAGACAAAAUAAACUUGCAUUUUGAAAGCUUCUCACAUGGAUUCAGUCAGUAACAAAAUGAAUAAAAUCAACUAUCUGUUAUUUUAA
Molecule: messenger RNA, 12412 nt
Organism: Tympanuchus pallidicinctus (lesser prairie-chicken)
Lineage: Eukaryota; Metazoa; Chordata; Aves; Galliformes; Phasianidae
Gene: BICRAL
Product: BICRA like chromatin remodeling complex associated protein
Exons: 12
Coding region: 5327-8578 (1083 amino acids)
Biological process (GO): positive regulation of DNA-templated transcription
Cellular component (GO): SWI/SNF complex
Source: RefSeq, a predicted model, not a curated record